Molecule: messenger RNA, 909 nt
Organism: Parnassius apollo (apollo)
Lineage: Eukaryota; Metazoa; Arthropoda; Insecta; Lepidoptera; Papilionidae
Source: the annotation of a GenBank genome assembly
AUGAAGCUUCGUGAAAGUCAGCCGCGGUUCCGUGGCAGCGGGUGCAGUAGCGCGGCGCUGACUCCGCGGACGUGUACUCACCCGCGGGGAACAGCAGCGGGUGCAGCAGCGCGGCGCAGACUCCGCGGACGUGUACUCACCCGCGGGGAACAGCAGCGGGUGCAGCAGCGCGGCGCGGACUCCGCGGACGUGUACUCACCCGCGGGUGCAGCAGCGCGGCGCAGUCUCCGCGGACGUGUACUCACCCGCGGGGAACAGCAGCGGGUGCAGCAGCGCGGCGCGGACUCCGCGGACGUGUACUCACCCGCAGGGAACAGCAGCGGGUGCAGCAGCGCGGCGCAGACUCCGCGGACGUGUACUCACCCGCGGGGAACAGCAGCGGGUGCAGCAGCGCGGCGCGGACUCCGCGGCCGUGUACUCACCCGCGGGUGCAGCAGCGCGGCGCAGUCUCCGCGGACGUGUACUCAUCCGCGGGGAACAGCAGCGGGUGCAGCAGCGCGGCGCGCACUCCGCGGACGUGUACUCACCCGCGGGGAACAGCAGCGGGUGCAGCAGCGCGGCGCAGACUCCGCGGACGUGUACUCACCCGCGGGGAACAGCAGCGGGUGCAGCAGCGCGGCGCAGACUCCGCGGACGUGUACUCACCCGCGGGUGCAGCAGCGCGGCGCAGUCUCCGCGGACGUGUACUACCCGCGGGGAACACCCGCGGGUGCAGCAGCGCGGCGCAGGCUCCGCGGACGUGUACUCACCCGCGGGGAACAGCAGCGGGUGCAGCAGCGCGGCGCGGACUCCGCGGACGUGUACUCACCCGCGGGGAACAGCAGCGGGUGCAGCAGCGCGGCGCGGACUCCGCGGACGUGUACUCACCCGCAGGGAACAGCAGCGGGUGCAGCAGCGCGAGCGCGGUGA